This is a messenger RNA of Salvelinus sp. IW2-2015, 1365 nucleotides long. RefSeq names its product T-cell surface antigen CD2. NCBI's taxonomy places the organism in Eukaryota, Metazoa, Chordata, Actinopteri, Salmoniformes, Salmonidae. The record is from RefSeq and is a predicted model, not a curated record.
CUAGAGGGCCGUUUCCCCAUAGCAGGAAACAGAACUGUCUGAGCGUAAUGACAACUACACGUUCAUUUCUUGCCAAACUUUCUAGUUUACAAACAUGUGCUCACCCCAUACUCUGAGAGCUUUAAUAACUACUGGUGGGCUUCCAAUGUGCAUGUUGCUUCUUCACCUCUACAUUAGCUAUGUUGUUGCAGAGGACAUCAGAGUAGUUGGACGAGUAGGAAACUCCGUAUUCCUUCACCCUAAAAUGAACUUACACUCCAAGACUUCUGACGUAAGAUGGAAACAUGAUAAUACAGAUAUGUUAAUAGCUAGGAAUGGUACGCUUUUUAAUUUAACGGAUAGGUGUGAGAUCUUUCUAAAUGGUUCCCUAAAGUUUAAUGAAGGACUGAAAAGAGACAGUGGAAAUUAUACUGUUSAACAAUACAGUGAAAAUGGAUCUCUUCUAUCCGAGUGGCACAUUGAGCUCAGUAUUCUAGAACCUGUCUCCAAACCAAAGGUGAGAACCUCCUGUACUUUUGAUGGGAGAGUUGUUCUGACCUGCUCUGUUGACAAAGGAGACAGAGUUGUGAUGAACUGGACCGAGCAGCCAUAUGCCUGGACAGGGUACAACCAGACCCUGAGCUCAAGUCCUGUUCUAUUCCUGGACAACCAUACUCCUGGAAACCUGACCUGUGUGGCAAUGAACGAAAUAAGUGAAGAAGGCUUCAGCCCAGUUGUCCCGACAUGCAGAGGUCACACUUCAGCUGUGGCUGCAUUUGGUCUCUUUGCAUUUGCACUGACGACACUGGCCGUCGCCAUUCUGAAUUUGAAGAGGCGGUGUCAGAAAAAUAAAAAAGAUGUGGAGGAGAACCACUACAUUGAGAUGCGUGGGAAUUUAUGCAACAAAUGGCCACAGAAGGAGACCGCAAUCCACCCGGACCAAGACACCUCCCAUUAUGAAUUCUGCAGACCUGUUGCACCUGCUUCCAGCCAGAAAAAGAGAAGACUUUCACUGGAGUUGAAUGAUAUCUAUGUAUGAAGAACAAUGUGUUAAUGGCAUUACAUUUCAAUAGCAUCGAUUUGUUUUUCAAUGUGAAGUAUGCAACUACGCACCAUAAUUACUGAUCAUGUUUUACAAUUCAUUAUGGGGUAUUUCUGCGAUAGAUGUAUUUUUGUUGUAUAGUCGUAGAGCCUAGAGAAGCGGCAUUAUUUCACCUGUAUUUUGAUAUUGUAUCAUACCCGUAGUCGCAUGACUUCAUUAUCAGACUGGACCACUAGGUGGAAGCAUUGCAGUAUGAUAAAGAAACAGGGUGACUAGAGGUGAGAAGRAACAUCACAGGAUUACUGUCAUUACAUAAAUAGUUGUUUCAAAGCAUAUGGACACAG